AUGCUUCAGAGAAUCGGAAUCGGAAUCCUCAUUUCCAUUGUUUCAAUGGUGGUUGCAGCCGUUGUUGAGACAAAAAGACUCGAAACGGCUCGUGAGUAUGGAUUAUUAGAUGAUCCAAAUGCAACGAUUCCAAUGAAGAUAUGGUGGUUAUUGCCUCAAUACCUAUUGGCUGGAGCUGGUGAUGUUUUUGCCAUUGUGGGUAUGCAAGAAUUCUUCUAUGAACAAAUGCCAAGUGAUCUCAAGAGCAUGGGCUUAGCGCUUUACCUCAGUAUCAUAGGGAUUGGUAGCUUCUUAAGCAGCUUUCUGAUCUCCAUUGUUGGGAAGAUGACAGGUGGCGAUGGUGAAGAUGGUUGGAUAUGUGAUAACAUGAAUGGAGGGCAUAUUGAUUAUUUUUACUAUCUUCUUGCGGGAAUUAGUGUGGGGGUGUUUGUGAUGUCCAAACGAGAAUGCGUUGAUAAGCGUGCCACUGAAAUGGAUGACAACGCCACCACCAGCUAUUCCACCGGAGUCCACACUCCGCUGCUCAACAACUUUGUCGACGAAGCUGUUGACUACAGAGGUCGUCCAGCCGUCAGUUCUAAAUCCGGUUUAUGGCGAUCUGCAUAUUUUGUUAUUAGUAACGUUAACCAUUCGCCUCUCGAAAUCAAAAUCGUCGUGAAAGGGUUUUUUUAA
This is a messenger RNA of Lactuca virosa, 672 nucleotides long. Lineage: Eukaryota; Viridiplantae; Streptophyta; Magnoliopsida; Asterales; Asteraceae. The record is from the annotation of a GenBank genome assembly.